AUGGUGAGACAAUGUUUCCAAAAAAAUGGGAUGGAGGACCUGAGAGGAGGCCUCACAGAACGUGACGUGACACUGAAUGCAGAUCUUGAACUCCACUCCCUGACCUCCUGCGGAUUUGAACUUGGCGCGCUCAAGGCCCUGGGAGCCACCAGCUGGAGUCCACCCACAGCUGUUCUGAGUUCUGAGCGCAGCUGCCCCCUCACCAAGAUGGCUACCGGCCAGUCACCUGUCCCGGGUGAGUUACCUUGCCUCUGCAGGUUCAGCCCGCUGGUCCCUCGGGCUCUGGGAGAGAGCACUGCUUGGUACCUCGCUCCUCUCCACUCUCCCUGUGGGCUUCGGUUCUCCCCUCAGAUCCUCCCUGGGUCCCGGGGACCCCCCCUCCUUGGACUACUACGUUCCAGUGUUAGGACACCAAAUCUUGGAGAGGCUCUUUCUCUGCUGCUCACCGCUCCACCAUCUUCUCGGAAGUCUGCUGUGCAGUAUCUGGGUUUGAAACCUCUCCCAGGCAGAGGGAGAGCUCUGAUCGUGUCAGGAGGCCUGGCUCUGGUCCUCCUGGGAGUCUCUCGUGGCCCAAGAUCUCUCAUUGGACCUACUCAGCUCCCACAGCAGAAGAUGCAGCUGCAGGAGGCCUGCAUGCGCAAGGAGAAGAGUGUGGCCCUGCUGGAGCACCAGCUGGUGGAGGUGGAGGAAACGGUGCGGCAGUUCCGGGGGGCUGUUGGGGAGCAGCUGGGCAAGAUGCGGCUGUUCCUGGCCGCGCUGGAGGGCUCUUUGGACCGGGAGGCAGAACGAGUUCGGGGCGAGGCUGGGGUGGCCUUACGGAGGGAGCUGGCAGGCCUGAACUCCUACCUGGAGCAGCUGCGGCAGAUGGAGAAGGUGCUGGACGAGGUGGCCGACAAAGCACAGACCGAGUUCCUCAUGAAAUAUUGCCUGGUGACAAGCAGGCUGCAGAAGAUCCUGGCAGAGUCACCACCCCCUGCUCGUCUGGAUAUCCAGUUGCCUGUCAUUUCAGACGACUUCAAAUUCCAGGUGUGGAGGAAGAUGUUCCGGGCUCUGAUGCCAGGUACUGAGAGGGCGGACCCCGAGCUUGUGUGUGAGGGGUUAGUGGGGUCCCAAUUCAACUCAGGAAGGCACCGAAGGCACCCGCACCUCAGCUCUGGCUCCCCCUGCAGCCCUCUAAUCUGCACGUGGAAGACUUCGGAGGGCAUGGUGUUCACAGGUGACAGACAGGGGGAGAGCGUUGCUGUUGGCAGACAGGAGGCUGGGGCUUGAGUUUGAACCACUGACUCCCGUGUCAUCCUUGGCCAGGCACUGCCUCUCUCUGGAUAUGGAGACGAAGAUUCCUGUUCAUGGGGGUGGGCUGGGGGCUGAGGGUCCGAAGCGCACCUGGAACCCUGGGCACUGGCCUGGGUCAGACACUGGCUCUCGAGCCCAUGGCUGGGGUAGCUCAAGCCUGAGCCUUGGCUCCCAAGGGUACAGCACAUCCGGAUGCUACAGGCCAUGCGGCACAUCUGACGCAGCCCUUGCUGUCUCUGGUUGGUGAGCUGAGACCCGGGUUUAGUCCAGAGAAAACUGAGACCCAGAAACCCGGUCAGGAGAGAGGCCAGGUGUGGUGGCACAUGCCUCUGAGGCGGAGGCAGAAGCAUCCCGAGUUCCAGUGUAGACAGGGACAAGGGUUCAGUCGCCAGGAACCCCAGCCCUCCACGGGAUGACUGAGGACCAGGCCUGGCGAUGGCCUGAGGCGACCUGGGUCUAGUUGGGGCCACAGGCGGCGGGUCCCUCCCUGGUUACCCGCAGAGCUGCCCCGGCCCGAAAGAGGGAAUUGGGGCUCGUUGGGCGGCUGGGCAGAAUGAUCCAGGGCGGCCGGC
Messenger RNA from Fukomys damarensis (Damara mole-rat), 1865 nucleotides. It is a transcript of the gene Trim72, whose product is annotated as tripartite motif containing 72. NCBI's taxonomy places the organism in Eukaryota, Metazoa, Chordata, Mammalia, Rodentia, Bathyergidae. The transcript has 8 exons. The coding region runs from base 1 to 1269 and encodes 422 amino acids. The record is from RefSeq and is a predicted model, not a curated record.